This is a messenger RNA of Prionailurus viverrinus (fishing cat), 3148 nucleotides long. RefSeq names its product grainyhead like transcription factor 3 (gene GRHL3). Gene Ontology annotation, molecular function: RNA polymerase II cis-regulatory region sequence-specific DNA binding; DNA-binding transcription activator activity, RNA polymerase II-specific. The coding region runs from base 487 to 2316 and encodes 609 amino acids. The record is from RefSeq and is a predicted model, not a curated record. NCBI's taxonomy places the organism in Eukaryota, Metazoa, Chordata, Mammalia, Carnivora, Felidae. Gene Ontology annotation, biological process: regulation of transcription by RNA polymerase II. Gene Ontology annotation, cellular component: nucleus. The transcript has 16 exons.
GCUUUCUGGGGGGGGCGGUCCGCUUACAGCCCGGGGUCUUAUCCCGGUUGCUGUGGGUCCUUCGGGCCCCUUUGGAGCUACAAGUAGAGUGCUGCCCCGGGGCCUAGUGUGUGCCUGGCGCACCUGCCCUGGCUCGCCCCGCCCAGGAGGAAAUGAAGCCUUAGGAGACUAAGUGAUCAGCACAUAGUAGGUCUAAUCGAAUGGAGGAGAGAGAGUGAAGUGAGCGAGGCGCACCAGGAUUCCCUCCUCCAGCCUUGCACGGUCUUCGGACUGAGAGCCCACCUGCCGCCUAGAAGUUUCUCCCUCCCGAAAGCCUUGGAGAGACGGGACUGCCCGUGGGAGGGGGACAGGGGACGUCCCAUUGGGUGACCGCAGGCCUCUGUCGCCGCUCCAUCUGAUCUCCAGGAGCGCCAGGCUCCAGACUGCCUGGAGCGCUGAAAGAGUUAACCAGGAACGCCUCCCCACUGCGGUUUUGUGGUCGAAACCAUGAUUGCCAGGAGCAAAUUUUUGUCGUGCACAAGUUUCAGGUCCGUACGACUGCUAAAGAAUGACCCAGUCAACUUCCAGAAGUUCCCCUACACUAGUGAGGACGAGGCCUGGAAGACCUACCUGGAAAACCCCUUGACGGCCGCCACGAAGGCCAUGAUGAGGGUCAAUGGCGACGACGACAGUGUGGCGGCCUUGAGCUUCCUCUACGACUACUACAUGGGCCCCAAGGAGAAGCGGAUACUGUCCUCCAGCACUGGGGGCCGGAAUGACCAAGGAAAGAGGUACUACCAUGGCACGGACUAUGAGAUGGACCUCGCUCCCCUUGAAAGUCCCACGCAUCUCAUGAAAUUCCUGACCGAGAAUGUGUCCGGAGCCCCAGAGUACCCAGAUGUGCUCAAGAAGAAUAACCUGAUGAGCUUGGAGGGGGCCGUGCCCACUCCGGGCAAGGCAGCUCCCCUCCCCGCAGGCCCUGGGAAGCUGGAAGCUGGCUCUGUGGACAGCUACCUACUGCCCACCAGUGAUGCGUAUGAUAACAGCUCCCUCAGCUCCUUGUUUGAGAGCAUUCACGGGGUGCCACCCACACAGCGCUGGCAGCCUGACAGCACCUUCAAAGAUGACCCACAGGAGUCACUGCUCUUCCCAGAUAUCCUGAAAGCGUCCCCAGAACCCCCGUGUCCAGAAGACUAUCCCAGCCCCAAGAGUGACUUUGAGUACACCCUGGGCUCCCCCAAAGCCAUCCACAUCAAGUCAGGGGAGUCGCCUAUGGCCUACCUCAACAAAGGCCAGUUCUAUCCCAUCACCCUGCGGACCCCAGCAGGCGGCAAAGGCCUUGCCUUGUCCUCCAACAAAGUCAAGAGUGUGGUGAUGGUGGUCUUUGACAACGAGAAAGUCCCGGUGGAGCAGCUACGCUUCUGGAAGCACUGGCAUUCCCGGCAACCCACUGCCAAGCAGCGUGUCAUCGAUGUGGCCGACUGCAAAGAAAACUUCAACACCGUGCAGCACAUCGAGGAGGUGGCCUAUAAUGCAUUGUCCUUCGUGUGGAAUGUCAACGAGGAGGCCAAGGUGUUCAUCGGUGUCAACUGCCUCAGCACAGACUUCUCCUCGCAGAAGGGGGUGAAGGGCGUCCCCCUGAACCUGCAGAUCGACACCUACGACUGUGGCUCGGGCGCUGAGCGCCUGGUGCACCGCGCCGUCUGCCAGAUCAAGAUCUUCUGUGACAAGGGAGCAGAAAGGAAAAUGCGGGAUGAUGAACGAAAGCAGUUCCGGAGGAAGGUCAAGUGCCCCGACUCCAGCAACAGUGCAGGUAUGAAGGGCUGCCUGCUGUCUGGCUUCAGGGGCAAUGAGACCACCUACUUGCGGCCUGAGGCUGACCUGGAGACCCCACCGGUGCUGUUCAUCCCUAAUGUGCACUUCUCCAGCCUGCAGCGUCCCGGAGGGGCAGUGCCCUCGGCAGGUCAGAGCAGCUCCAACAGGCUGCCUCUGAAGCGCUCCUGCUCACCCUUCGCUGAGGAGUUUGAGUCUCUGCCCUCCAAAAAGGCCAAGGAAGACGAUCUUCAGAGAGUUCUGUUGUACGUGCGGAGGGAGACCGAGGAGGUGUUUGACGCCCUCAUGUUGAAGACGCCAGACCUGAAGGGGCUGAGGAAUGCGAUCUCUGAGAAGUAUGGGUUCCCUGAAGAGAACAUUUACAAAGUCUACAAGAAAUGUAAGCGGGGAAUCUUGGUCAACAUGGACAACAACAUCAUCCAGCACUACAGCAACCACGUCGCCUUCCUGCUGGACAUGGGGGAGCUUGAUGGCAAGAUUCAGAUCAUCCUGAAGGAGCUGUGAGGCCCAAGCAUCCACACCCUCAGACCCUGUGGGGUGGCUCCAGGCAAGGAGCCCCCUGGGGAGUGGCCCAUGCCGCACACAACCUCUCCUCAUGCCCCAGUGCUGUUACUUGAAUGCCCUCCCUGAGAAAAACACAUCACAGACCCGCAGAUGUCAAGGUCAGGAAGGGACCCAGGAGGUGUCCUGACCUGAACCCCAUCUCAUGCUUGAAUCUACCCUGGACUUCCUGCCAGCCCCCGCCCAGCCAGAAAGAGUGUCGUCCUGCUUAACGUUCCCAUAGCCUGUCUCCUUCUCGGAAGACCCUGCUUUCAGUCCAUCUCCUGGUUGGCCGUUCGGAUGGUGCCAGUGGACCCUCUUUCCCAAAGCUGACUCGACUCCUGUCCGGCCUGCAUUCUUGGUUCUUCCAUCAACUUCAGACUGAGGAUCCCUUACCCUUUGGUCAAUUAACUUGAAAACUCUUUUGAUUUUCAAUGCAAACAACUUUUAAAUGUUACCAUGGUGGAAACACUCUCUUUCUCCUGGAUUUCCUUGAUACAAGUUGUAAAUAAUAGAGCUGAUUCAUUGGAGUGGCUGCUGUAUAAAAUAACUUCCAUGCCUGUUCACUGAUGUACACAUUUCUUAUUUACAAUUUUCAUUUAUGUUAUAUAUAUAUAUAUAAGUAUAUAUUGUAUAUAUAUGCAACAUUUUAUAUUUUUCAUGGAUGCAUUUUUAUCAUUUCAAAAAAUGUGUAUUUCACAUUCUUGGACUAUUUUUUUUAGCUGUUAUUCAAUUAUGCAUUUUGUAUACUCACGUGGUAUUUAGUAAUAAAAUUCUACCUAUGUAUUACUUCAAA